This is a messenger RNA of Plectropomus leopardus (leopard coralgrouper), 4832 nucleotides long. RefSeq names its product solute carrier family 26 member 2 (gene slc26a2). Gene Ontology annotation, biological process: sulfate transmembrane transport. Gene Ontology annotation, cellular component: membrane. The record is from RefSeq and is a predicted model, not a curated record. Gene Ontology annotation, molecular function: secondary active sulfate transmembrane transporter activity. Lineage: Eukaryota; Metazoa; Chordata; Actinopteri; Perciformes; Serranidae.
AAUUUGAGGCGGAAUCACACACUCCGCUCUCUGGACACAACCUGAGAUUAACUCGGUAAACCGCGACCGACUCGAGCUCAGAUCAGGGCUCGAUCAUGACUCAUGGCGAUGACUGCUGCACAUCGGCAGAAGACGGAGCGGAGAGCGACCAGCUGCAGCCUCUCAUCCUGGAAAGAAUCGAGAAGGAAAAGUCCAAAAGCUGGAAAUCCGUUGUGUCACAUCGUCUAAAGAAACACUGCUCGUGCACCCCAAAGAAAGCUAAAUCCAAAGUACUGGGUUUCGUCCCGAUUCUGACGUGGCUGCCGCGCUACCAGCUCAGGGAGUGGAUCCUGGGCGAUGUCAUGUCGGGACUGAUUGUGGGAAUCCUGCUGGUCCCUCAGUCCAUUGCGUACUCCUUGUUAGCCAGUCAGGACCCCAUCUACGGUCUCUAUACUUCUUUCUUCUCGUCCAUCAUCUACGCCCUCUUAGGCUCCUCUAAGCACAUCUCAGUGGGGAUCUUUGGGGUGCUCUGCCUGCUGGUGGGUCAGGUUGUGGACAGGGAGUUAGCUUUGGCAGGAUACCUCACAGAAAGCGGCAGCAGCGGAAACAGCAGCGCCGUCCUGCUGGCCGGCCAGGGGAACGGCAGCGUGGAAUGUGACCGAAGCUGCUAUGCAAUCACAGUGGGAGCUACCGUAACGUUUACCGCCGGAGUUUACCAGGUGCUGAUGGGCAUCUUCCAGGUUGGUUUCGUCUCAGUCUACCUCUCAGACUCCCUUCUCAGCGGCUUCGCUACAGGAGCCUCCCUCACCAUCCUCACGUCCCAGUUCAAGUACCUUCUGGGCCUGAAGAUCCCCAGACCUCAGGGCUGGUUCACUCUGUUUAAGACCUGGUACAGUGUGCUCACCAACGUGGGAAACACCAACAUCUGUGACCUGGUGACCAGUUUGGUGUGUUUGCUGGUACUGAUACCCACCAAAGAGCUCAACGAUCGCUUCAAAGCCAAACUCAAGGCUCCAAUCCCCUUUGAGCUCUUCGUGGUGGUAAUCGCGACGCUGGCUUCUCACUUUGGCCGCUUCAACGAAGACUACGGGUCGGGCGUGGCUGGUGACAUCCCCACAGGCUUCCUCCCUCCCCAGCUGCCGAUGUGGAGUCUGAUCCCCAACGUAGCUGUGGACGCCUUCUCCAUCGCCAUCGUGGGAUUCGCCAUCACCGUCUCACUGUCAGAGAUGUUUGCCAAGAAGCACGGCUACACGGUGGACGCCAACCAGGAGAUGUACGCCAUCGGCUUCUGCAACAUCCUGCCGUCGUUCUUCCGCUGCUUCACCACCAGCGCUGCGCUGACCAAGACCCUCGUCAAGGAGUCAACAGGGUGCCAGACUCAGGUAUCAGGGCUGGUCAGCGCUCUGGUCCUGCUGCUGGUGCUGCUGGUUAUCGCGCCACUUUUCUAUUCCCUUCAAAAAUGUGUAUUAGCCGUCAUCAUCCUGGUUAACCUUCGCGGAGCUUUAAGGAAGUUCAGAGACAUUCCCGCCAUGUGGCGCGUCAACCGCGUCGAUGCGUGCAUCUGGCUGAUCACCAUGGCAACCUCUGCGCUGGUCAACACAGAGCUCGGUCUGCUUGUGGGGGUUUUGGUGUCAGCGCUCUGCGUCCUGGGCCGAACGCAGAAAGCCCAGGUCCUGGAGCUUGGUCGGGCUCCGACCAGGGAGCACUACGAGGACCUGUCGUCUUACCGCGGCCUUCAGACACACCCUGGAGUGGCUGUUUUUAGGUACGAAGCUCCAAUCUAUUACGCCAACCAGAGCUUGUUCAAAAAAUCUCUCUACAGGUGCGUAGGACUCGAUCCUUUGAAGGAGAAAACUCGGCUAAUGAAGCUCAAGAAGAAGAAAAGACAGCAAGGAGAGGUUGCAGGAGUCCAGAAUAUGAAGUCGGACGGUGCAAUGAAAGAGGGUGACGCUGAAGCCGGUGCGACCACAACCUUGAUGCUCGACAAGAAAUCUUCCCGUAGCGUACGCAGCUUGGCGAUCGACUGCAGCGCCGUCCUGUUCCUGGAUACAGCUGGAGUGAAUGCUCUGAAAGAGGUCCGCAAAGAUUAUGGAGAAGUUGGGAUCAAAGUGGUCCUGGCUCACUGUAAUACCUCAGUACUGGACGCACUGGAGAGAGGCGGAUACUUCCCCGACAAAAAAGGAAGUGAUGAAGGAGAGAACAAACUUAUAUUCUUCACCAUCGCAGAUGCCAUCCAUUAUGUCCAAAGCCUCUCAGCUCCGAACGGAGAUUAUGACACCAAAUGUUAAGGAAGGUCCAUCCAAAUAUCUGUUUACAUAAAUGCAGUUUUACAGUUCACACAGUAAAAGACAAAGGUCCAUUACAGCCUCGGUGCCUUGUGAUGCUGCAGUGAUUUCUGGAAUGCAAGAAUCCCACAUCUAUCCUCCAUAACUUUUAAAUAACUUUUAAAUGGAGCCAAAUUACAUAGUCCUUAUAGUAAAAAGUGAAACUGCACAAUGGCAACAUCUGUACUUCAAUUAAAGUUACAUUUUCUCUUUUUUGCACACGUACACCCAAACAGCUUCAUAAACAGUCACCCACCAACACUGCACCGACAGUUAUUCAGGGCUCUGACUACUUCAAGCCAGUGAGAUUUAAGACUUUUUAAGACUCUUUUAAUGCCACUUGAAUUUAAAUUUGACAUUUUUUUACAGUGGCCAAUAUUGAAGGAAAAAAAACAUGUACCAACAUCAAUUACUUAAGGUAAAGGGGAAAUUUUAUUCCAUGUCUAUGAAUUUUCAAAGAUUGAUUUAAGAUAAUUUAUUGUGGAUUGUGGCCGUAUUUGUUUUAGUUUAAACACCAGAGAACACGCUAAAAGUAGGUAAUAGACAAUAUGAUUUUAUGGGAUUAGCGCAGCAUGGAGGCCAGAGAAAAUGUUACAGCGGUUACCUUCUUUUUAUCUGUUAUUGUUACUAUUCAGUUGCUUUUCAAACUUGACUGACUAAUUUGGAACAAUUUUUAAGCGCUGCUUGUACAGAAAUGGAAGGAGGUUAUGGUGGUGCGUCAUUGCAUCAGGCCAGAAAAGGAGCAAAAACAACAAUAACUGCGUAAUGUUUUUAUCACUGCCAAUCAAAGUCGAUCAGAACUGGAGACGGGGAAUAGCUGUGACUAAUGCAGUCAUUGGUCCGGUGUUGAUUGUAACCGUUCUUAUUUAAGACAAAAGCCAGAUGUUGGUGUUUUGUUCUUGUUUUUUUUUUUCUAUAGAGAAAGUGGCUUUAGAGUCACAUCCUAACUCAUUUUAAAACUGUGACCCUUAAAGUUACAGCUAAUGUUAAGGUAACAUGUUUUGUAUAAUAGUGCAUUUUUAAUGAUCAGUUUUUAAUGCUACCUUAAGUGCCCCUGCAACUGAGUGGCAUCCAGAGUUGCUGAUAACUUUUAUUAUAUAUCUCAGCAAAGGACCAUAGGUAACUAAAAUUAUAUAUAAUUUACUCACAGAGUCCUUGCCCAUAAAUUGCAAUCCUGGAAAAAUGUGCAACUUCCACCUGUUACUCUGUGAGGGCAGAUAAUGUCUGUUGUAGGUUGGGAUAUGUGCAAAAAAGUAAAAAGGUCUGUAGUGGAGAAAUCUGUUUCUAGAGGAACUCUGAAACUUAUGUUUAUGAAGUUUAUGAUCUCACAAGUCAUCACUCUAAAGGUCUGAUCCUCUAAAAUGAAACAUGCAGUUUUUCUACAGAUCAGAAUCUUACUUUCUGCCUUUAAUAUUUUUUUUUUUCUGAACAUGAUUGUAAUGUAACUGAUUAAAGUUACAUAAUGCAGUUUUCUCUAACACCAGUGAUAAUCAAAGGAGAAGGGUUUUUUUGGGGGAAAUACUUGAUCAUGUUUACAAAGCCAUAAUGCAGUCAAUGCACACUGACUGUUAGAUGAAUGGGAGAGAGUGCUUGACUCGCGCAGACAAACACCAGUACAGUUUCCAUUUACUUUGUAUUUUGCAAGAUUCACGUUUCUGUGCCUUUAGCGAUAUCUGUAUAUUGUGCAAAUAUUUAAAUUCUACAUUUGUUCUUAUCAGGUCUUCUGACAUAUGCAUAGAGCACCUUUUGAUUUUACAACCUCUAACUUCUUUGCAGAUAUUUUAUAAAAACAAAAGGUUAUGUUGUUUGAAAUGAUCGACCUUGUUUCGGGACAGAUGUCCUCAGCUCUGGUGUUUUUUCUAUGCUGGAAGCUCUGUACUGAAUGUCACUUUGAUAUAGUGCUUUAUGUUUGUCUACAAUCUAUGUUUGCUGAGGGUGACAGCUUUACUGACUGUUACUGUAACUCGGUAAUUACACAACUGUCAGCUGUGUGAUGAAUGGGAUCAAAGUUCGAUUUUAAGGAACUGUGAUCUGCAGUGAGUGCCAUGUGAGAUUUACACCAAAACAGCCUCCUUGAGUUUGUUUUGUUCAAUAUAAUGUUGAAUUGCGUCGUCAAUCCUGGAAACAGCUCAUUUCUUUGUGUGUAAGAAAUUGGCUCAAGAAAGCAAGCCAGUUUUUUGUUUAAUAAAUUAUUAGAAAUUGUUAUUAUUUAAAUUAUGGAGGUCCAGUCAUUUCUUUUCGGUAAUACAGGAAUGCUCAGGGUUGACUACACGAUGCUGUGUUUUAAGUUAAGGGUACCCUGUGGAGAUUUUCUUUACUUAUGGCAGUGCUGUGGAACUUUUGAUUGGGUCUCACACUAAAUACUGUUUAUCAAAAGUUGUUUAAAGUUUCACAGAGGGUCGUGAGGCCUUCUUGAUUUAAAGGUAUGUAAGAAAACUUAACAACUUUGUUGUGGAAGGAAUCAAACAUCAGAUAUCAGUUUAUUCUUUCAGCACAACAGAGCUGGAAACUCACUACACCUGAACUCAA